Messenger RNA from Nothoprocta perdicaria, 4488 nucleotides. It is a transcript of the gene ANLN, whose product is annotated as anillin actin binding protein. Bases 36 to 3329 code for a protein of 1097 amino acids. Gene Ontology annotation, biological process: actomyosin contractile ring assembly; septin ring organization; mitotic cytokinesis. NCBI's taxonomy places the organism in Eukaryota, Metazoa, Chordata, Aves, Tinamiformes, Tinamidae. The transcript is spliced from 24 exons. Gene Ontology annotation, cellular component: actomyosin contractile ring. The record is from RefSeq and is a predicted model, not a curated record.
GCGCGCGGAGCGCGGAGACGGCAACGGCGGCGGCCAUGGAUCCCUUCACUGAGAAACUACUUGAACGGACUCGUGCCAGGCGAGAGAACCUGCAGAAGAAAAUGGCCGAGCGACCUAAGGCAGGAACGAGACCCACAAUGCAGGCCAAGAGGGUCAGGGAGCCUCUGGUAGAAACAAGUAACCAAACACCUCUGCCUGGUGAAGAAGUGAAAUCUAAUACAAAACCAUCCCCAUCAAAGAGACUGUGCUCUGACAGUACGGAGGCUCAAGUGUCCAGUUUAGAGAAUAGACAGCCAAUUUCUUCAAGUUCCAUGAACAACCRUUCUCCUGAGAUGACUUCAGAGUUGCACRUCCCUGCUUCCAGCAGGGCUCCAUYAGUUCAAUCCCCUGAGAAAGGUAAAACGAAUGCCAAGACAGAAACUCCCGCAGCCCUUUCGGUCAAAACACGUAUGCAGAAACUGGCAGAACAGCGACGUUGUUGGGAUAACGAGGAUCCUUCUGAAUGUGCACAUCUGUCUCCCCUUCAGUCAAAAGAGGUGUCUGUUUCUCCACCUAAGCAGCCCUGUAUUGCCCCGGCAAGUGACACCCCUAUUGGGAGAAGAGGCCGUUUGGCCAACCUUGCUGCUACAAUUGGUUCCUGGGAAGAUGACCUAAGUCAUCCAUCUGCAAAGCAAAACAAUGCACAACAACAGCCUGGUACUACUUGUUUAUCCAAAUUGUCCACUACAAGUGGAGCAUCUGCUAGAAUCAAUAGCAGCAGUGUAAAGCAGGAAGCURCAUCCUGUUCUCCAAGGCUCGUUGAGGCUUCUAUUAAUAAACCAGCAACCUCAAAGAUAGCGGAUCCAAAUACAAAGCCCUCAAGAGACACCAUUCUCAGAUCUAAGGAAUCUGAAGUACCAUCAUCGCCAGCAGAGAAUCCCAGCAGCCUGCAGAAACCCGAAGAAACUAAACCAACAGUAAAAUCAACUGCGUCACAACCAGUUCAGUCCAAAAAAGGGCUAGCCAAAGGAACACAUGUACAACUUGAACCUCAGGAUAAACCCACAACACCAGGGGGAUCAGGAAUUAAGCCCUUCCUGGAACGUUUCGGAGAGCGUUGUCAAGAACAUAGGGCACAGAGUCCUGCUACGAAUACAGCAGGAUACAGAACACCCAUCGUUACCCCAAAUACAAGGACAAUCCAGGAAAGGCUUCUCAAACAAAAUGAGAAUUCCUCUACUGCCAGUUUAGCACUGCAGCUUAAGCAGGAACGUGAACGAGAACUUGCAUGUAUUCGUGGCCGGUUUGAUAAGAGCAGUCUGUGGAGUGCAGAGAGAAAGGAAAGCUCAAAGAGAAAACUUCCAGAAACUAGAAUGGAAAACCAGUCUCAGGCUAGUCCAAACCAUCCUCCUUGUUCAGAAGACACUGCUUCUGGGUCAGUGGAUGAUGCAUCGGCUGAAGAGAAGCCAGUAAAGUCUCCCAGUGUGGAAUCUUCAGACAUUCCUAAAUGCGAAGAGACUGAUAAAUCCAGUCCUUUGAAGACUGUGCUGACCAAAAGCCCUAAAAAAGCGACGUCUGUCUCAAAACUUGAGCAGCUUGAUGUGAAACAGGAUGAUGAAGGUGAGAUUGAGAAGAGUGUGGAUGAUGAGCUGAAUAGCUCAAGAGUGAUAAAUGAAAUUUUUGAAGUUCUUGAAGAGGAAGGUCCAGACAUAGAAAAACUAAAGAAGGAAAUGAGCAUAAGCUUGGAAGGUGAAAGUGAUGAGGAUGAGCAGGAGGAGUCACUAAACAUUUCAUCAAUGUCUCUCUUAACUCCUUUAGUGGAAUCUGUUGGUCCAGAGGUGUUUAUUUCCCCUUCUCAGUCAGUUGGUGAGGGCAGCAGUGUCAGCGAAGCAAGUCUGMAAUCUGAUAAGUUCCAAAGGACUAAAGUCCCCAGGGCAGAGUCAGGAGAUAGUAUUGGCUCUGGRUCAGAAGAUCGUAACCUCCUGUAUAGUGUUGAUGCAUAUAGGUCUCAGAGGGUUAAAGAAACAGAUCGUCCUUCAAUAAAGCAAGUYAUUGUUCGCAGAGAAGAUGUUGCUUCCAAACUGGAGAAGAAAAAGAAUGGCCAAGCUGAUCAAGUUAAUAUUAAAAAGAAAAUGCAGGAGCUGAACAACGAGAUCAACAUGCAGCAGACAGUAAUUCAUCAAGCCAGCCAGGCACUGAACUGCUGUUUUGAUGAGGAACAUGGAAAAGGGUCGCAAGAAGAAGCAGAAGCAGAGAGGCUACUUCUCCUUGCAACUGAAAAGAGAAGUGCUUUGUUGGAAGAAUUAAAUAAAGUGAAGAGUGAGGGACCUCAGGGUAGAAGAAAUAAAGCUGCGUCUUCUGAAUUUGCUGCAUCCAAGGGAUCUGUUACCAUUUCAGAAAUGCGUCUACCUCUAAAAGCAGACUUUGUAUGUGGUACAGCUCAGAAACCAGAAGCAGCAAAUUACUACUAUGUAAUAAUAUUGAGAUCUGGAGCAGAAAACAUGGUUGCAACUCCCUUAGCAAGCACUGCAAGCUCCCUGAAUGGAGAUGCUCUURCUUUUACUACAACAUUUACUAUGCACGAUGUGUCCAAUGACUUUGAAAUAAAUAUAGAAGUUUACAGUUUGGUACAGAGAAAAGAAGCUCCAAGCACUGAUAAAAGGAAAAAGGCAAAUAAAUCUAAGGUUAUUACUCCAAAGAGAUUAUUAACAUCUAUUACCUCUAAAAGCACCCUUCUUACCCCAGCCAUGGCCAGUCCGGGUGGCCCUAAUGCUGUGCGGACAACUAAUUUUGUCCUCGUUGGAUCCCACAAGUUAUCGCUGUCUUCGGUAGGAAAUACCAAGUUUGCACUGGAGAAGGUUCCCUUUCUGUCUCCAUUGGAAGGCCAUAUAUAUCUCAAAUUAAAAUGUCAAGUGGACUCUUCUGUGGAGGAGAAAGGGUUCUUGACCAUGUUUGAAGAUGUGAGUGGCUUUGGAGCAUGGCAUAGGCGCUGGUGUGCCCUCUCUGGAAACUGUAUUUCUUACUGGACGUACCCGGAUGAUGAAAAACGGAAGCAUCCCUUGGGCCGGAUCAACUUGGCGAACUGCACUAAUCGCCAGAUUGAGCCAGUCAACAGGGAAUUCUGUGCCCGCCCCAACACGUUUGAGUUGAUAACUGUCCGUCCUCAGCGGGAAGAUGACAGAGAGACUCUCGUCAGUCAAUGUCGAGACACGCUCUGUGUCACAAAGAACUGGCUGUCCGCUGAUACUAAAGAAGAGCGUAACCUCUGGAUGCAAAAGCUUAACCAAGUUCUUGUUGACCUUCGCAUGUGGCAGCCCGACGCCUGCUACAAACCUAUUGGGAAGCUUUAAACAGUGUAAGGGAAAUCUUGAGAAAAUACCUGAAAAUCCCACGAACUGCACAAAAAGAACAUGCUAAGAAAAUGUGUGGAAACCAGUCUGGGUUAUUGAAAAUGCUUUAAACGUGAGAGAGCAUAUGCCAUUAUACAGGAUUAUGUUAUGCAGUAUUUUUAUUUCACUUUAAGAAUUUUUAAACUCUUCUUAACAUUUGUGUAUGAGAGGAAGCAACUAGUUGUUUCUGAAUAUGCUAAGUAUUUAUGCAACUCCUCCUUUCUUGGAAAUUUUUUAGCUAAGUACUGUCUCCUCUUUCUGAAACAGCUAAACUCUUGCAGGAAAUCACACUUCUGAAAUAAAACCUAGUUUAAAAAGUAAGUUUACUAGAAAACUCAGCUCUCUAAAAAGGAAGAAAGCUAUGAGUUCUUUAACAAGCAUGGUGCUGAAAUGGGCACUUGAUGUUGGAAUAUUCUUUUGUAAUGAUCAGGCAUAAAAGUUGCUAGUACAUUUUGCUCUACAACAUGCAAUAUGGGUAUCUCUUGCUUGCACAGUGUUCUUGUGGUCAGAAYAAAAGAAAUAUAUUCAGAGCUCUUGAGAAUUUAUUUGCCACUUAUCAUACAAAYUGGUAGGGAUAAAUGCGUGGUGUGUGUGCUAUAUGGUUUACAGGUGUGGAAUUAUGUAUGCAGUAUAUUGCACUUUCAUAGCAAGGAAAGGUCUUGAAUACUUUGCUAGGACCUCUAUAAAAAACUUAAUUUUAGUGUUUUUACAUGUCAGUUUUUCCUCGAACUCCUGGUUUGUACAAAUCGGAUUUCUGCACCAUUCGAGAACCAGGAAUGUUGUAAAAUUAUUUUCUCCAUAAGACACUACAAUGCUGCUGUGUACCAGCUAAUGCUCUGCUGGUUGAAGUUUGGCUCUUCCUCCCGCUCAUAGAUAUGUCCGUAAAUGCAGGUAAGAAUUGUAUUUCAGACCAUCGUCAGAAUGGCAAAACUAUUCAAUUAAAAUCAAAUUUGCAAUUUUUGCAGCUUUUCACUGGCUUUAGUGAAAUACUGUCUCAUUACCUCGCUAUUGUGAAUGCAAUAGUGGAACACUUAAAACUGCCAUUGCUGUUAUAUUUGCAGUUGAAACACUAAAUUCUGUCAGCAUUACUGUUAUCAUCCUGCUAUUUUUGUACUAUUGC